Messenger RNA from Thecamonas trahens ATCC 50062, 1593 nucleotides. RefSeq lists its product as uncharacterized. The record is from RefSeq and is a predicted model, not a curated record. Lineage: Eukaryota; Apusomonadida; Apusomonadidae. The transcript has 2 exons. Bases 1 to 1575 code for a protein of 524 amino acids.
AUGCACAAAUUGGUCACACUCGGCCCGUGCCUGGAGGAGACGGCGGCGCCAAGUCCCGGCUACGAGCCGCAGGCCGGAGCGGUGGCGGCUGCGACGGUCAAGGCGCUGGUGGCGCCGUGGGUGGCGCUGGACGAGUUGGUGGACAGACGGUUGCCGACGGGCGUCUCAGCGGCGCUGGCGGCUAUCUCGGGUGCGAAACUGGCGGUACUCGCUGCUCCGUCGACGUGGGCGCUCAAAGACCCUGCCCUUCCGCAUGAACUGCAUCGCCUCGGCCUCUCCCGCUGCCCGGCUCCGCUACGCGGCCGCUACAUCCCGACCGGUGUCUCCUUCCACGAGCCGCUGCAACUCAAGGCUGCUGCUGGGCGGGCGGCGCUGCUGUCGGCGGUCGUGGCCGGGCCAUCGCACGAUGCCAGUGCCCGCGAGGAUUUGGCUGCUGUCGCCGCCACCUGCAUGGCCUACUGCCUCAAGCGCAAGCGCGAUUUGUUGGUCUCGGAGCCGCCGACCACCGCCACCGCAGGCCUGAGCUGGGAAGAGGCUUUUCGUCGCGUCUUUGACGCCGACGGCUUUGCACCCAAGUUUGCACAGCUCGGCCUGCGGCUCAUUACCGGGCCGCGGGCUGCGAUGACUGCCGCGGCGCUGCAGGCGACUCGGCCGUUUGUGUGGGCGACGUCGACCGGUGACGGCGAUGCAGAGACGCUGCUUGCUCUGCGUGCCGGCCUCGGCGGCUGUCCAGGCGCAGUGCUGACGCUUGCCGCCGACGGAGAGUCGCUGGUGGUCUCGCCCGAUCCGGGCGCUGUCGGCCACAUCUACGCUUGGUCGCGCGCGCUGGCGCACCGCGCCGUCCUUGACGGUUCAGCGCUGCUCGGCCGCUUUGCACUUCUCCUGCACAAGAUCCUUGCGCUAGUUGUCUCGCGCAAGCUCGAAGGUGGGCUGACCAUGGCCGCCGCCGGCCUCGACGCGCCGGAAAAGGCUGUCCAGCUUCGGCUCGUCGCCGAAGUUGCCCGCCACUUUGCCGCUGCUCUCUACAGCGACCGCAAACUCGGCGCCCUGGUCCAGGGCAAGCCCGUGCCCGAGUCGGAGCCAGAGCCCAUUCCGCCUCUGUAUCCCGAGCCCGAGGGGAGCAAGCCGCAAAGCGACGCCGACAUCGCCAUGGCAGCGUCGACAGCUGACGGCGGCGACGAUGGCAUAUUGCUCGAUGACGGCGAUGCCGAGCUCGCGGAUCUGCUCGGCGACGAUCUGAUGCUCGACGGCGAGUCCGCUGCCGGCGGCGGCGAUGACAUCGACAUCGAUGUCGACAACCUGCUCCUUCUCGAUGACGACGACGGUGCUGACGGUGGAAGUGCGACGGGGAGCAACGUACAGCAACUCCAUCCCGGCAUGGCUGGCGAUGAGGCCGACCUUGAGCUCCUUGGCGACGACAUCUCCGACCUCAACGAGCUCCUUGCCGAGGCUGGGCGGCAGCUGGACGGAGUGACGGACGCGUCUGUCGGCGACGUUGAUGACGAUGUCAACGGCUUCCAGCUCUCAUCCGACGACGACGACGAGUAUCUUGGCUACGGCGGAGGCGCUGAGUAACACCAUCAUGUGGCGGGC